UUGAAGCUUUUUCUUCAACCAUCUCCAGUUUGAAAGAGAGAGGUAGAAGAUUCAAGGGAAUGUCUGAGAGUACUAAUGAAGAUUGUGGAGCAGGAAGAUCAUCAGUUGAUGAGAAUUUAAAUGGACAAAGAAGUCAAUCAGAAGAAGUACUCGCCGAGUGGCGGUCGUCUGAUCAAGUGGAGAAUGGAACUCCUUCAACAUCGCCACCGUAUUGGGACAUCGAUGAUGAUGAUGACGAUUUUGGAUCAAAACCAUCUGAACUAUUUGGGAAAAAUACUUGGACGAUUGAGAAAUUUUCAGAAAUCAACAAACGGGAGCUCCGUGGCGAUGUUUUUGAAGUUGGGGGCUACAAAUGGUAUAUAUUAAUUUAUCCACAAGGGUGUGAUGUUUGCAACCAUCUCUCUUUGUUUCUCUGUGUUGCACACCAUGAAAAACUUCUUCCAGGCUGGAGUCAUUUUGCUCAGUUUACUAUAGCUGUGUCGAAUAAAGAUCCAAAGAAAUCAAAGCACUCAGAUACAUUACACCGGUUUUGGAAGAAAGAGCAUGAUUGGGGAUGGAAAAAGUUUAUUGAGUCACCUAAAUUAAAGGAAGGGUUCAUAGAUGAUUAUGAUUGUCUUACAAUUAAGGCUCAAGUCCAGGUGAUCAGAGAGAGGGUGGACCGACCUUUUCGCUGCCUUCAUUAUAAGUAUAGGGAGGAACUUGUUCGGGUGUAUUUGACAAAUGUAGAGCAAAUUUGCUGGCGGUUUGUGGAAGAGAAAAGAAGCAAGCUUGGUAGGUUGAUAGAGGACAAGGCAAAAUGGAAAAGCUUCUGUGCUUUCUGGAUGGGGUUGGACCAAAAUUCAAGGCGUCGAAUGUCCCGAGAGAAAAUGGAUGUGAUUCUAAAAAUAGUUGUAAAACAAUUCUUCAUCGAGAAGGAAGUUACGUCUACUUUGGUGAUGGAUUCCUUGUAUAGUGGGUUGAAGGCUCUUGAAGGCCAAAUUAAGAACAAGAAAACUAGGCCGAGACUAAUGGAUACUGAAGAAUUGCCAGCUCCAAUUGUUAGUGUGGACAAAGAUACGUUUGCAUUAGUUGAUGAUGUGUUAUUACUCUUAGAGAGGGCUGCUCUGGAGCCAUUGCCUACAAAAGAGGAAAAAAGUCCCCAAAACCGUACGAAGGAUGGGAAUGCGGGAGAGGAAUUCAGUAGAGAAGCCAUUGAGCGUGAUGAGAGGCGUUUAACUGAGUUGGGUAGACGGACUGUGGAGAUAUUUGUUCUUGCACAUAUCUUCAGCAACAAAAUUGAAGUUGCAUACCAAGAAGCUAUUGCAUGGAAACGGCAAGAAGAACUUAUUCGUGAAGAGGAGGAAGCAUGGCUGGCAGAAAGCGAACAGAAGGCCAAAAGAGGACCAUCCGAAAAAGAGAAGAAAUCUAAGAAGAAACAGGCGAAACAGAAAAAGAACAAAAAUAAAGGAAAGGAAAAAAAGAAAGAAGAGAAGGUGAAAACCCAAACAGAAGAAAGGGAUAUUGAGAAAGAGGAAUGUGUGAGAGCGAAAGCAGAAUCGUCAGCUGAAAAACCUGACACACUUGAAGAUGUCUCUGACGUUUCUGAUUCAGUAGAUAGUUCAGCUGAAAUACUUCACCUUGAUUCAGAAGAUAGAGAGAGUAGUCCUGUUCAUUGGGAAAUAGAUGCCUCAGAGAUUCAUCCUCCUCCUUCAGGAGACACUAGCAGAGGAAGAGGAAAUUCCUUAUGUAUACCUAAUGGAGUUGCAGAAAGAAAGGGUCUGUCCACAAUGGAUGAUAGUUCUUCAACCUGUUCUAAUGACUCGAUCCGUUCAGGGGUAGCCAAUGGGUCAUACAAAGGGAAUUUAGUAAAUUGCCAAAGCCAGAAGUGGCAUAUCAAUGGAAAAACACAACCAGGAAAAGUAUCUGAUGCCAGCAGUUUAGCCAGUGAAAAAGAGGAUCAACCUUCAAGACUUGCGUCUGACCCUAAGAAUCAGAGCCAUUCUUCUGAGAAACGCAGAGUUGGUGACGCUGACGCGGUUAUCUCCCACAUUCAAAAACCAGAGAGCCCUGGGGAACGUAGUCCUGUUAGCAAGGAUCCCAACAUGAUUCAGAUGAAAGAGAAAACUGCAGCGGUACUUUCCCCAUCCAGAGCUGCUCCUUGGAAUCCUCCAUCUCUAGUGCAAGCAAAACCGGAGAAAACGGUUGUUUCAAAUGUAGAUGCGGUUCCAAACAGGAAAGUAGCAUCUACUAGAUCACCUUCAUCAGAUCAAGCAUCACCAUCUCGUGAGACUAAGUUGCAAACUGUGGGUCUUAGAGCUGAUAUACAGAAAACCGCUUCUCCAAAACCGAUGGCACAACCAGCACCUUCUAUCUCAAGGCCUUUGAGUGCUCCUAUAAUCCCCCCAAAGCAAGCUGCACCUGUAAUAUCUGCUGUUCAAACAACCUCGGCUGCGUCCCUUGCUCGUUCAAUGAGCUCAACAGGCCGUUUAGGUUCACCGAUACAUAGCCAAGCUUACAAUCCUCAAUCCUAUAAACAUGCCAUAGUGGGUUCAUCUGGUUUCACCCACUCAAGCACUCAAUCAACGGGAACAAGCACAUUGCCGCCGUAUUCACAUCCGUCUCCUAUCUCAGUAUCAAAUCAGUCUGGUUUCCCUAUCAAUGUUGGCUCUUGGGAUGUUUCUUCUGGUGGACUCUUGUGGACCGGUGGUUCGAGUUCAAACAGAGAUACAACAACAACCAUCAGCGGGAAUCAUAAAACGAACACUUACAGCACACCCGUGGUAACUACCAGCAUCAGGCCUACCAAUGUUCAGAAUGGUAGAACGGCACAGAGUCUGAUGACCGAUGAGUUCCCUCACCUUGAUAUCAUCAAUGAUCUGCUUGAAGACGAACAUGUUUCAACGGACAAUAGUGUAUACCAUGUACCACAACAGUUCAACAACCAGUACUCAUAUCAUAGCGGUGCUGAUCUCGGGAUCUCUGACAGGUCCAGGAGUUACAGUGAUGAUGGUUUUCACCAGUCUUACGGUGAAUACAUGCCACAUUCUUCUGCUUCUUCUUCGCCAUAUGGUAAUGGACAAACACAAUCGCAAUGGCAGAUGGCAAAUAUGGACAUGUCUUUACGGGCUAUGAGGAACCAAGACGAUGCAUCAGCAUCAGCAUCAGCUACUUACUCUUACUUUGAUUUAGAUUCAUCAAACCCGAACUUGUCAGGAAUCAACGGCUAUAGGGACUUCAGGCCAUCGAACGGACACUGAGGGUUUAUGUUCGUGUCAAUGAUUAUGGCAUUGUCACACAAACCCCGUUCGUUGGCUAGUAUGGAUCUUUAUAUGUAACGUAAUAUUAAUGUGUGAUUUAGUGUGAUAAAGGAUAUGCUUGUUGUGAAUGUUGUAAUAAAGAAUUGUGGCAUAU
Messenger RNA from Arabidopsis arenosa, 3390 nucleotides. NCBI's taxonomy places the organism in Eukaryota, Viridiplantae, Streptophyta, Magnoliopsida, Brassicales, Brassicaceae. The record is from the annotation of a GenBank genome assembly.